UACAGCCCCUCCCAAAAAGGAACAACGUGCACAUAGAGGCAUUGAACCUGGUUGGCAGGAGGCCGCCUCCGAGAACUGGGCCUUCCCUCAGUGUCUGAGCAGUGGGCAUUUGGCAGGACGGAAAGAAGUGUCUCACCUUUUAACUGUAUAUGCAUAUAUUUAGCUCUGAGAGUAGACUGUAGCGGAGCAGCCUGGAAAGACUGUUUAUACACACCCACUCCUUGGCUUAGUUUGACAGCAGAAUUACAGGGAGACUCUAAACAGCCUAUGAGUGUGCAAGAGAGAGGGUGGGGGUCGCACUGAGUUGACCUCCGAAUGGAAGCCCGGCUGGUGACCCUGCUGCUGUUUCCGACAGUUUGGAAUAGUGUUCUUGGAAAGACCCAUUCUUUACACAAAAGAGGAAUCAUUGAAUUGUCUGGAGCCUUACAAUGCACCACAGGCCGUUUUGCUUUGAUGUAUCUAGGUUAUGGGUGCUACUGUGGCCAAGGAGGAAGAGGAUGGCCCAAGGACGAAACAGACUGGUGCUGCCAUGCCCACGACUGCUGUUACGGCUUUGCACAGGAACAAGGCUGUAGUCCUAUGAUACGCAGAUACAAAUGGACUUGUAAGGACAAUCAUGUAAUAUGUGAUCCAACACUGGACAGAUGCCAAAAAUUAAUGUGCCAGUGUGACAGAGAUGCAGCCAAGUGCUGGAGAUCUUCAAAUUUUAACCAGCAAUAUGCCUUCUGGCCUAAUGUUUUUUGUGGCCGCACUUAUCCUGUCUGUGGCUAUAAAAGACACUGAGAGUGUGUUUUUUGAAAUGAAACAUUAUAUUUUUCUCUUAAUUUUAGGCUCCCUAAUAACUUGGACCUGACUCAGCUAGUUGAAUGAAGAUAGCACUUACAAACUAUUUGUUAUCGUCUUUCCUCUUGAAAUCAAAGGUCAAAUAAUGACUUUAUCUCUCCUGAUUCAUAAAAUGUAUACUACAGAAAAUGUUUUAAAAUGCAAGUUGACUUGGUUAGUCAGAGACAAAAUGUAUGAUAUGCAGAGAACCUGACUAAAAAUGUAUCAUAGAAUUAUAUGCAGUGGACCUGCUAUAUCUGUGGGAGUUUGGUUUUGGGAUCCUGUACAGAUACAAAAAAGUGUGGAUUAUCAUGCCCCAUAUUAUUAAAUGGUGGCAACAUGAACAUGCAUGCUUCAAUGUGUCUGCAUUAACAUCACUAUUACUUAGUAAUGAUCUGCAGCCAGUGCAAAUAGCAGAUUCGCAGCUGAUGGAAAUAAAAAGUCUGGAAUAAUAAUAACAACAACAACAAAAACAACAACAGCUUUAUUUUUAUCCUGCCACCAUCUCCCAAAAGGGACUCGAGGAAGCUUACAAAAACACAUUUUAGUGCUGUAAACAUACAAGUACAAUAAAAUGCAUAGGCAACUACAGAAAACAAAUAUACAUAAAAGCAGUAUAUAAAAAACCCAAGUAAUUUAAAUAAAAUAUCCAAUAAAAUGUAGCAAUAGCUGUGGAUUAAAAUGGGCCAUAUCAGUUUCAGUUACAUUAAGGCCCUCUGUAUUAUAAUUCUCAUGGUGCAUACUUCUUGUUUGCUCAAAAAUCUGGUGGAUGAAGCAGAUACAUGGAUGUGGAAUAUGAUGUGCUGCCAUAUAACAAGAACUUGUACUGACCUCACUCAAAAUCAUUUAAAAAUGUAACUUUUGAAAGGUGCAAAA
Anolis sagrei ordinatus is the source of this 1698-nucleotide messenger RNA. RefSeq names its product phospholipase A2-like. Lineage: Eukaryota; Metazoa; Chordata; Lepidosauria; Squamata; Anolidae. Gene Ontology annotation, molecular function: phospholipid binding; calcium ion binding. The record is from RefSeq and is a predicted model, not a curated record. Gene Ontology annotation, biological process: phospholipid metabolic process; arachidonate secretion; lipid catabolic process.